AUUAUUAUUUUCAUUAUAAUAUAUAAUAUUUUAUUAUAUUUUGUUAUAGCCUAUAGGUACAUGGUAAUUACCAAUUAGGUGUUCACAUUUAUAUUUAUAUUUCUGGGCUUUUUUCCGCCUACCCUGUAGAACACAUAAAAUUAUUAAAUAUUUAUCUAAAUAAAAUAAUAUAUAUUUUUUAAAUACAAUCUUUUACACGAUGAGCUAACAGAUAAAUUUAAAUAUUUAGACAGUAAAUAGAUCAUCUGAGGAUUUUCAAUUUGUAAACAGAUAUUAUGUUUAUAUCUAACAAUAGACAUUUUGCAACUAUCAGCUACUAUGAUUGGAAUAGAUUUCUUUUUUCGAAUGGUAGGAUUUCAAUGAUUAAUACGAAUUUGAAAAACAUAUUAAACCAACCAAAACCUUAAUAAUUGGUAAUUUAAUAAUUCGCUAUUGAGAUACUAUAUUAUUUAUUAUAUUUAUAUAGGUUUUAAUAUUUUAUUCUUAUAUCACCCUAUCGAACUGCAUUAAUAAAUAAUGAGCUACUACAAUAAAUGCGAAAAACAAGUUCAAAAUAAUUAUUACCUACUUCAAACGUUAAACAGACGAAUACCACGGAGAUGUCUGGUUAUACGAAUUAUGUAGUAAAACUCAAUUCUCGAUAGAAAAUAGAAAUACGUAUUAUGGGCGGGCUGCCGCCCUUCCGCGAGCUCCUGACAAUUUUCCGGGAGGAAUCGCUGGUAUCUGACUACAUAUUCGGAAUUUCCAGUUCAUAACGGAGAUUUCCAUUCUACUUUUACGCAAAAUAAAAGUAAGUAUUUUAAAAAAAAUACUAAACAGGACCUUCUUUUUAGGGUAUUUCUAUAACCGUGGCCGUUAUUGCUGGUGUGUUGCGCUAUCUAUUGGUCAAACGUAAUUUUUGAAUAUGUAGUAGAUUUUUAACGGAUUUGGGAACCCUGCAGGUCCUUAUGAUAAGGAUAUUUGAUAAGGACCUUAUCAAAUAUUGCUAGCGAAACAUUCGUGUAAAUUUGUAAAUGUAAAAUAAAUAAAUUUAAUGGUCUGUAUUGUUUUAAUACUAUAAAAAAAUAAUAUAAUUAAAAUGUAAGUGUUGUUGACAUUGUUCUUUGAUAUUAAUAUAUUGUUAACUAUUGAAGAACCUUUGUGAUUAAUGUUGGCAAGUGUAUACCUAUUGUUAAUAAGUGUUAUACACUUAUACACUGCAAAAAUAUUUUUAUUCAAUAGCUGUAAAUUAUACUAGUAAGAAGUAAUAAAGUUUACUAUAAUAUUAUAAUAAUGAAAUAAACAUGCCAAAGUCUCAAGAAGAUAUUGUUCGUUUAUUUUUUAACUAUUUAUCAAAAUCUAAUUAUGAUGAAGCAAAAGAGUUUAUGGAGAGACAACGUUUAGUAUUCUUAAACAAUGCUUGGCCCAAGGCAAUGUUUGAUAUUCUCUGUGAUUUUGCUUUGGCUGAAAAGAAUUAUUAUGACACAAAUUUUGAGCCAUCAAAAGAUAAAAUGCUUGAGCGAAAAGAAGACGAGAAUUACUUAGACUUUGUGUACAAGACUUUGUAUCAAGACCUUGAAAAACUCCAGACUGAGGUUGAUGAUAACUAUAUUAUAAAAUUUAUGACUACACUUCUACAGUUUAUAUCUGUUAGACUCCAACUUCUUGAACUAUAUGAUAAAUUAUAUGAAAUCGGAUCAAUGAACAGUUGGAUUAAUUUUAGUGAGUUAUCUGAAACUGUUGAAAACAUUCAGAAUGAUCUUAGUAAUUUUUCACCUGUUGAUCAAGUAUUAAGAAUCGUACGUUAUGAAUUGGAUUGCAUUCAACAUUUAUUCAAGUGUCAUGAACAUUUGGGGGAAUGGUCAUAUUUUGAUUCGUUGAUUAGCUUAAAGGAAAGUAGCGAUGCAUUUAUCUUGUGGGAAAAAUGUUAUCUAAACAAAGAGCCUUGGAGAUUUGGCUCAUUAUUUAUGAGCAAAAGUACUUUACCUCCAUUGCUUUUAUGGUUCAAAAGAUUCAAACACAUGACAAUUUCUAAAUUUAUGUUAUAUUUUUACGGAAUACUUGUACGACAAUCAUCAUUACGUGAAGUGAAGAAUACAAGUGAAACCAAAAAUUUACAUUUUUUCACAAAGAUGCAACAAUUAAAGCAGAAGGCGGAGGCUUUAUCUGCAAUGUUAGUGUUUGAAUCACCUGAUUAUGUUACUGAUGACGAAUCUUCUAAUGGGGGUCAAUCUAUUACUAAAAUGGAUCCAUAUAUUAAGUAUAAAAUUAUAAUAAGUUAUCCAAAGGUUCCAGUUAAAUUUGAUGUGAUAGAAAAGAUGACGAUUAAUGAAGAAGAACACUCGGUUAAUAAAAUUCAAUUAAUUACAGAUGAAAAUGUUACUUAUAUGAUAAUGAGAGUGGACUUGAAAAUAAUUUUUAUUAUGUGUUUUAAUGGUAAGCCUAAAAAUGAAGAAAGAGAGAAAGCAAGCACAUUAGAAUUUGUUUCAAUGCUUCGAUGUCAUAAAUAUUUUACUUCUGUUAAUAGAUAAAUACAAAUCUUUACAAAGAUUAUUUUUAUUUCUAUUUUCUUAAUGCUUUAUAAUUGAUUAAUAAAUUAAGUUAACUAUAAUAUUUUUCACUAAACGACUAAACUGUUAAAGUAUUUGAAUAUAGUGAUUAUUUUUUAAUA
This is a messenger RNA of Aphis gossypii (cotton aphid), 2650 nucleotides long. Its product is annotated as KICSTOR subunit 2-like. The transcript is spliced from 8 exons. The record is from RefSeq and is a predicted model, not a curated record. Gene Ontology annotation, cellular component: KICSTOR complex. Bases 1284 to 2510 code for a protein of 408 amino acids. NCBI's taxonomy places the organism in Eukaryota, Metazoa, Arthropoda, Insecta, Hemiptera, Aphididae. Gene Ontology annotation, biological process: cellular response to amino acid starvation; negative regulation of TORC1 signaling; cellular response to glucose starvation.